Molecule: messenger RNA, 5885 nt
Organism: Nannospalax galili (Upper Galilee mountains blind mole rat)
Lineage: Eukaryota; Metazoa; Chordata; Mammalia; Rodentia; Spalacidae
Gene: Lcorl
Product: ligand dependent nuclear receptor corepressor like
Exons: 8
Coding region: 146-5746 (1866 amino acids)
Biological process (GO): regulation of transcription by RNA polymerase II
Cellular component (GO): nucleus
Molecular function (GO): DNA binding
Source: RefSeq, a predicted model, not a curated record
GGAAGGGCCGAGGGAAGGUAGUGACACGUGUCAAUCAACCCCCCUCCGGGGGGCGCGCGCUCCGGGGCUCGCGCCGAGGGCUCGCGCCCCUGCCUCGUGCCUGCGCCGCUCGUAUGUAAAUGAGGGCGCGUGACGCGGGACGCAGAUGGACAAGGGAAGGGAGAGAAUGGCCGCUGCCGCCGCUGCCGCUGCCGCUGCCGCCGCUCAGUGCCGGAGCCCUCGGUGCGCGGCGGAGAGGAGAGGAUUCCGGCGGGAACUCGACUCCUGGCGCCACCGCCUCAUGCACUGUGUAGGUUUUGAGAGUAUUUUAGAAGGGCUUUAUGGACCACGGCUACGAAGAGACCUCAGUUUAUUUGAAGACUGUGAACCAGAAGAGCUGACUGACUGGUCUAUGGAUGAAAAAUGUUCAUUUUGUAACCUACAGAGAGAAGCAGUCAGUGAUUGUAUACCAUCCCUUGAUUCUUCACAGUCAACGCCAACAGAGGAUCUGUCAUCUCAGGGCCAGUCCAACACUGAUAAGAUUGAAUGCCAAGCAGAAAAUUACCUAAAUGCGCUCUUUCGAAAGAAAGAUCUUCCUCAGAACUGUGAUCCUAACAUUCCCCUAGUUGCUCAGGAAUUAAUGAAAAAGAUGAUACGUCAGUUUGCAAUUGAAUACAUUUCAAAAAGUGGUAAAAUUCAAGAAAACAGAAAUGGUUCAAUUGGACCAAGUCUCAUAUGUAAAAGUAUCCAAAUGAAUCAAGCAGAAAACUCGCUUCAGGAAGAACAGGAAGGCCCCUUAGACCUCACUGUGAAUCGAAUGCAAGAACAGAAUACUCAGCAAGGGGAUGGAGUGUUAGAUCUCUCUACAAAGAAAGCCAACAUAAAAUCUGAAGAGUCAUCCAGAUGUGAUCCUCCUUCUGGAAAUUCAGUGGCUGGUUCAACUGUUGAUGCAAAAUCAGACGAAGCUACUAAAAUGGAAAAAGGAAAAUCAACAUUAAGCACAGUUUUGGAAUCUCUGUGCAUACAUCACCAGCAACGAGUUUUGGCUAUGUUGAGAUUUCUAGUCCAAGAGCAGAAUGCUGCUUCUCUUUGCUGUUGUAAUCCAUCAUGUGCUAUGUCUUCAGACUCUCAAAAGCCCCUAUUGGAAGAUGCUGUACAUGGUCUCUUCUGUAGCUGUGAAUAUAGACUGGCAGAAGGAGGGUGUUUACAAAAUGAAAGACAAAGCCCUGGUUUAGUGCCUCUGCCAGUCUGUAUUAAAGAAUUACAUUGUGUGUCUUGCCAAACUGUAACUAUUAAGACAGUAAUGAAUAGAGGUAUUGAAAACAGUCAUAAUUCACACAGGUGCUGUUCUAGACGGUUAACAAACAUUCACUCCACAAAAUCAGCCUUUCAUAGUCCUCUUCUGUCAAGAGAAGUUUGUGAUCUUUCAGUCAGUCUUAAGGAUGUCUGUAGAUCUCGAAGUCCCUCACCCCCACCAUUAUCACCUGUACAAACUGAAGGAUUUGAAAAACUGAAAGACAUCAUCUCAGAGCUUUCAGCCUUAGAAAACAGCAAACUUGAGACAAUCACUAAUCAGCCUCCAUCUCUAACACCAGCAGAGAUGAGCGUUAACAAGGGCGAUCAUGACAGCAAAAUGCAUAAAACUAAGAAGUCCAAUAAUGCCGAAUCUGUCCUCUUUGAUGCUAACAGUAAUUAUACUUCAAAUCAUGAAAAAUGUGAAACAGCUCUCAUUUUUCAAGAUUUAAUGGAGCGUAUUAAUGAGAAAUUAAAAUCAAUAGAAACCACAGAUACGUCAAACCUCAUAAAAUUAUCUAGCAGUGAUUGCAAUACAGAUAAUGAUUUUAAGUUGGGAGAUUUAAUAACAUCUCUCUUGCACAAUGCAAAGGCCAGUGAUUAUAGUUUUACGGAACUGCUGAGUGAACAUGAUACAAAUGUAGAAAAUAAAAUUCAAACAAGGUUUCGAAAACGUCAACAAACCUUCCUUGCAAUGCACAGCUCUCCUGACUCACCUAUGAUUAGAAGGCAGUCUUUACAGAUCAAAAGAGAACUUGCCAGUCUUGAUGAAAAUUUUCUAAGAAAAAAGUACAAUGGAAAAAAUUCAAGAAAAUUGGCACGCAGUGAUGGGAUAUUUUCGUUGGACAAAGAAGAAUUCCACCAUUGUCAAGAGCCCUUACAAAAUUCUAAAAACCUUCGAGAUAAAAGUCAUGCAGAACCAUUUUCGUCAAGUGAUGCAGCACAGUCAUGGCAGGUGCCCUUCCCUGGUGUAGAAGCUAACACCAGCAGACACAGUGUGGCUUUUGAUCAAUUCUCAGAAAGCUUGAAAUCACCUUCAUCUGAAAAAAUGAGCCAAAGAAAAUCACAGGAGAAAUUAACAGCUGAAAAACAGACUUUACAGAAUAAGAGGGAGCAUCUAAAACUAGAAAAUACUAAAACGCCUUUGGAAAGUGAUGGUCCUGGACUUCUGAACAGAACUAAACGAAAUAUUGUGCCUCCGGGGUGGUAUUCUAUAUACGUAACAAAUAAUUUUGUUUUCAAAAAAUCCCUUGAGGACAAAAGAAUAGAAUUCAUCCAAAAAAAAGACCCAGUGAAAAAUAAUCCACUUGAAAGUUCCCAAAAUAUAGACUUAAGCAAAAUUGCAAGGAAUUCUAACUUGCAAGUUGUCGUGGAGCGUUUGGAAGACACAAUAAACAUGGCUCAAAAGCCUUGGAAUAAUCAAGCGUUAUCUGAAGAAUAUAAAGCACCCAAGAAAGCAAUAGAAACUGAUGGUAAAGGCCGAAACACUGGGCGAAAUUUGACUUUUACUUUCAGUCGAAAGGCAUGUAAAGAACAGGGUUUAUCAGAAUCUGUGACAGCAUCCAGCAGUGUCAGAAGUCACGGAAUGCCUGCCAUGGAUUUGAAUACCAAGAGACUUGAUAAUCCAAAAAGGGCACCUGUUUCACAGAGAGGCACUUUGAUACCCAGUUUUGAAAGGAAACAAACAAAAUGUGAAGGUACUAAAAACACUCCUACAUCUAACUAUUCUAGUCCUAUCAAACUCAUGUUUUUAUCUGAGAUUAAAAGCAGUGAAGGAAUCAAAUAUACUUUAACUUCAGUCCGUACUUCACAAUCAGAUGCUGAUUUUUCUUCUCAAAAACAUACAGCUCGUCAGGUAAUUGAAAGAAAAACAGAAACAAAAGAAGACAUCUCCAACACUAGCUUUGAAAACUAUAAUUCUAAUAAUCAUAAAACUGACUAUCUUCAAAGAGAAAUAAAGAGAAUUAGUUGUGUAAAGGAAACUGCAGAAUCCUCUGUAGUGUUUGCAGAUAAUUUAAAUGUUGAUAAGCUGCAAGCAGACCCUAAGGAAAAGAUAAGUGGUGCGGCUGCUGAUUCAUUUAAAAGGAAACCUGGCAGACCCAAAAAGAUAGGUCCCCAAGUUGUGAAGCAGAUUAAACGACCCAUUGGCAGACCACCAAAACUUAAAACCAGUCAAACAGAUUUCACUGUUUGCCAAAAUGAGUCCUUCAGUGUUGGAAAGAAAAGUUCAGAAUCUCUCGUAUCAGAAGUGAAAGAAGGCAUUUGCAAAAAGAGUAUAAUAGUCACUGUUAUAUAUGGAAGGUCAAGAAGAACUAAAAGGCAUGUUUCUGAGGGAAGUAUAGACAUCAGCAGUGUUUCAUCACUGAAGAAUAAUGUUACUGACUUUCCAAUUGACUCUCAUCGUUUCAGAAAUAUUAAAGAGCUUGAGAUUGACUGUGGUGGAAGUGUAAGCGCUGGGUCAAGACUGACUGCUGAAAGUGAGGUCUUGGGUUCUGGCUUUGAAUACAUUAGACCUAUCAAGGGCAAGUCUGUGAUCCCUCAGCCUUCCAAGAAUGUUGCUCGACCAAUUCACAAGCCUUUGUCAAUAAUUAGGAGGCCUGGUAGGCCUGCAAAAGUGAAGAUCUCUGGUAUAUCUGUGACUGUUAGUAGAAUUUCACCUCAGGAAAGAGAAAUUAGCAUUAGCAGCUCCUUACCUCCUUUAGAACAGGAGAGUGUCUUAGAGAAAACUCAGCUGGAAGAAAAGUUUGACCAACAGUGUAGUGAGAUGGAUAAAACAAGACAUACUGAGAUUGACAGAUUUAAGAAUGGAUCAAAAAGUAUUAGUGCUGUACAUCAGAGACAUUCAGUUCGGGCUAGGAAACCACCCUUGCAUUUCUUACAUUCAUUAGCAUCUUCUAGCUCAUUUAUUUACAGAAAUUCUCUGGUUCAUAAAUCAUGUCAACUCCAUUUGCAGAAAGGCAAAAGUCCAAAGGAAAAACAUAGGAAGUCAAGUUUAAAACUAGCUUUCAAAGAUAGCCCAGGAACUAGACGUUCAAGGAAUGCCAAAAAAUGUCUGGAAGAUAACAAAUUAAUACCCAUUUCUGAAGUAUCCUUGGACCCUAUUUCAUCAAACCCUUUGCACAGGUGGUGGGCUACUUCUACUUCAAGUGAUUCCUUAUUAGAGGAAUUGAACAAUAGAUUUGAGCAAAUAACAAAUGCGUGGGUGCAAGUAAGUGGGGAUGAAGCUCAGAAUUUUGCUCGUAAAGCAGAAUAUGUUGAAAGUGAUCAUUUCAAAAUAGCAAGCCCUUUGGAAACCUGUUUUUUAGAACUUGAAGUUUCACCUGUAAAAAUGCUUUUUCAGAAAAAAUAUAAUCUGAAUGAACUCUGUACUUGGUUUAUGCAAACAACAGAAACACAGUCUCUUUCACUAGUUAGAAAAGCAAAUGCUCGAAACCCUUUGGAAGUGAUAAAUACCAAGGGCAUUAAGUUAGGGAUGAAAUACUGUGAUUUUAAUACCAGCCCCUUCAGGAAGCACUUUAAAAAAUUCGCACUCUCUUCUCCUUCAAAGUCAGCUGGGAGGUUGCAUAUACUACAUAAGAUGGUUGACUCACCACUCCUAAAUGUGAAAAGUAAUUUCACACUAGCUAGAUUGAAAAGGACUGAGUUUAAGAGGUUGCACCUUAAAAGAUGGAAAAGGGAGAGAAAGCCGCACAGCCAUGGAACGGUUGAUUGGAACUCUAAGAGAAGGAAUUUAAGAUUUUUCUGCCAGAAUACAUUUUUAAAUAAGACUGAGAGGGAGACAGAUGCUGACACACCAUUCCAUGGAAAAAUCACAGUAGGUAACCAGUGGACUUUGCCCCCUAGAACAAGGAAUGACUUAAUAGAAAAGAGGAUGGCAGUGCCAGACCUCAAAACACAUGCUGGUUUAGAGAGUAAAUUCAAGUCAGAAGCUAAGGUGAGUGGAACAGAUUGUGGCCAAAUAGAUUUUGAAAAGGGACAAACACUAGGAAAUGUAUGUCCCAGUGAUUGGAGGUCAAAAACCUUAAAAGACUGUAGAAUAUUUUUGAGGAAGAUCAAUUGUCUUGAACACAGAGAUACUUUUAAGCUAAAUACAAUCAUUUACUCUCCUGAAUCUAUUGACAGUGGAAAUAAUCAUCAGGCACAACCAGAAGAAUCAAAGCAUUUUAAUUUAAGGUCCUAUUCUGCCAGGAAAAAUUAUUUUAAAGAGCAAAGUAAAGAAAGAGAAAAUGCUAAAGCAAAUAGUCCUUCAAGUGACAAGCUGACUAGCAAGCUUGGCAGUAGUAAUUUAGGUAAAUGUGUUAACUUUGACAAAAAUCCUUCGGAUAAUUCUGAAGCUCUUAGCAAAUUGAACAAAAGAAAAAGACCAGCAUGGAAGACCACAGAAAUAUCAACAAAAAGACAUAAACAACAGUCUUGCAACAAUGGACAAAUGGCAAACUAUUUUACAAAAUCUCAAUUAGGGUGCUACAAAUAAAAACUGAUGAGAAAGUGGAUUUGUCUGAUGGGAAUACAGCAAGCUGCCCUUUGAACCCCAUUAAGAUGUGCCUUAAUCAUCCUAUUGAAUGGAAUCUGAAUUUAACAGCAGCAUCUCUAGCAAGCUGUACAGUUCAUAA